UUGCAUCCGCCAUUCAUGAAUGAAAGCAAAACAAGCGUAUACUUCACAAAUGUUCGGGAUUUCGCCUUUAUUCCGAUAUUAUUUCGAAAUAGUUUUUCCGUAGAUUAUUUUGCCGUCGUGCACACGACUUAUUUCCACUUCAUAGCUUCUUGAUCAAACAGCAACAUGGCAGCUGAACAGCAACAAUUUUACCUGAAAUGGAACGAUUUUCAAACAAACAUGGUGACCUCCUUCCGACACCUGCGGAAUGAAAGGAGUUUUACCGAUGUAACACUAGCUUGUGAAGGACAGACUUGCAAGGCCCACAAAAUGGUUUUAUCGGCCUGCUCACCAUACUUUAAAUCCCUCCUCGAGGAAAACCCGUCAAAACAUCCGAUAAUCAUUUUGAAGGACGUCCCAUUCAGCCAUUUACAAGCUAUUCUGGAGUUCAUGUAUGCUGGUGAGGUGAAUGUGAGCCAAGAGCAGCUUCCGGCAUUCCUAAAAACUGCCGACCGCCUGAAAGUCAAAGGUCUAGCUGAGGCACCUCAAACAAUCAAGAAGGAAGGCUAGUUGAAUUUUGACCCCUAUCCACAGCUCUUUUUAAUUUUUAUUUCUAUCCUUUCUUUUUUUUCUCAAGAACCUCGUACCGAGCUUAGGUAAUAUUAAUUUAAGUUUAAUACUGAAUUUUGUUUUGCCCACUUAAUAGCCCUGCCUUCGUAUUUUCAGUGGCUUAACAAGGAAGUAAAUCCUACACAGCCGUUAAGGCUUGCAUGUCCUAGAAACAGCAACAUGAUAGUGAGUUUUGAUACCCGUAAGUUAUCCUGUAAAAAAUCUGAGAUCCUUAUUGAUCCUUAUCGGUGAAUCGUAUAUCUCAAAUGUCUGAUUUAAAACAAAUUAAAUCAUACAGUUUUUUUUUUUUCAUGACUUCAAUCCUGCCACAUCAGAGAGCCACUAUCCUGGGGCAUGAGUGUUUAUACAUAUUGCGUCCAUGAAUUGUUUUUCUUAGAAGACCAAUGAACUUCUGAUCUUAGGAAUAUGUAAUUAUUCUUUCACAUGAAGCGUUUAAAUAGUAUCAAUGCAACAAAAAUUUCUUUAUCACCCUGAAAGACAUUGCAUGUCUUUACUUGACCUCACAUCAUGCAUUCAUAUUCCGAAGUAACAUUCAUCUGCAAGUUUUCUUUGACUAAACUUUUGCAACAAAUCGAAAACUUUUGAAGUUUAUAACUUUUAAAAAAGGAGAGUAACAGGAAGAGCUUCAUUGCACUCAGUGGUUUGCAUGAUGUCAGGUAUUCAAACUAAGAGUACAUGCCUAUUCUCAUCUCGAAACGUAUCUGUAAUUUACCUGUGUCAAUAGGUAACCUUUAUGAAUGUUUUACCAAUUUUUAGGGAUGUACCCCAAAGAAUUGAUUCGGCCUUGAGAGCGAGAACUAAACACUGCGCUAAAACGAUUGGUUUAAUUAGAAUAAGCCUUACUAUGUCUCAUCAUCGUCAUCUUCAAUUUACUUUAAUUUUGCCUCACAUUGAAUCAGUUAAAAUAAACUUUCAGGGAGGAAUGUUAGAUGUACUUUAAUAAGUGUUUGCCACUCUGAGGAGGUUGGAAAAUUUAACGAUGGCUUUCAAGGCUCUUUAGUGAAAUGCAAAUAUGUUUGUAAUGUGAAUCAUACCAAGAGAUGGUAUAGAAUAGUUUACGAAUUAUUUAGAAUAUUCCUCCUGUACAUCAUCCUGCUGAUUGUUUUCAAAGGGAGGAUUAUAUUGUGCUCUCUAUUUCUUGUUUCUGUUUUCCUCGUCUUAACUGAGCUUAUGAAUGAGAGCUGUUUUUCUUAUACACUCAGACGCAAAUGUUACAAUUUAUUUUGAAAAACCCUCUCUUACCAUCCCUUGAAGGUAAUUGUCCGUUUAUCAAUGAUUAAUACUUCCUGCUCUGGUUAGAUUAAUCAGAAUGUUCAAACUUUCUAAAUGUUGCAGUGUUAUCUUCUUUUUCUUUGAUACUUUCUGUCAAUAGAUUGAUCUAAAGGCUGCUCUUUUCUCAGUACUGCAUUAUUUUUCUAGCAUGGGCAAAACAAAAUACAAAGUGUGUUAAAGGAUUAAAUCAAAGGAGGAAAUAAAAUAGGAAGCAUGUCUGCCACAGUAGAAUUGAAUAACCUGAUUUGAAGGCAAAGCGAAAGAGUGAGAAUUAACGGUUUCAGCAGGAGAAAAACCUGGCAGGACCUCAAUGUCAUUUUUGUCACCAAUUUCGAAAGUUUUGAAAGGCUCACCGAUCAGAGUUAGUAAUGAUUGAAGUAACUCUUGACUGAAUACAUCACAAAAUUAUCCUAUCCAUAUGCAACUCAAGAGUAAAAUCAACUCAGAUUAAUUUUUCAGCCCUUUCUGUACUUGUAAUUUUUUUGAAAUUCUUGUCAGAACUAUCAAAGUUAGUAUUUUAGCUGCUGAUACUUGUGCAGCGGCCUGUUUUAUCGUGCUUUUGACCAUCAUGCAUUUAAAUUUUUUUAUUAAAUCAAAUGCUAUUUUUUAAAAAAAUUGGGUCCAAGAUUUAGCCAGUGUUUCGUUUUUACCCUUUUUUAUCUUCGAAUGCUUAGUUGUAUUCAUUUUCCUCUUUAUGAAUAUAAAGGCUGAUCUAAAAGUCCCGUAUCCCUUUAACCCCCUGCCCCUUUUCAGGGUGAUUCCCUAAGAAUUUAGGGGGGGGGGUGGUACCAAAAAUAGUUUCCUUUGAUCUGGGAGUUUCAAGUCUCAUUCUUUAUUUGAUCAAAAGUUAUGCAAGGUGAUGCCUGGGGCCAGUGGUAUGGAACUUCUGGAUCACCCUAUAGGGAAUCACUACCUCCUAGUGAACGUGAGAUUUUGAACAAUGAGCCACAUUCUGAUCCUACAUGAACUUUUUUCUGAGUUUUUUGAGUCACACAUCUUGCAUGAUCUAAGCAUAUUAUCUUAAACCAUACAUUUUUUCGGGCUUAACUCUCGUUAGUUCUGGUCGGCUGCAAGUCAGGUCAAAGUUACCCAGGAAUUCAUCAAAAAAUAACGAUUAACCAUUUUUUGAACUGAAGCUUCACAUAUAUCGAGAUCCUCUUUACAGCGAAGUAGUCCACUAGUAAAUCUGUAAUAUCACAAAUCAUUUAUCAGCUAACAACUGUAGAAGAUACAUAUUAACUAGCAGGGGUCCAUAAAAGUAUUUAAAUGUUUGCUGCAAAUCUUGAUCUGUUUUCUUAUGUUGAAUGCAUUCUCUGGAAAGUCCUUCUUUCUGCGUCCUCUCUUGUUUUGAUAACCUUAAAACUUUUUAAGUACAUAUUGGCUCUUGGCUCAGAACUUUUCAGCGUAGUCAUCUCUUUCUUUCGUUGGACUUGUAAUGGUAACAAUGUUUGCUUGCCAAUCCUCACAAAUUUUAAUUCUAAAAUUAUUAUCUGCCUCGCCUGUAAAUACAAUCUGGCUAAAGUACCAGAUUCAACCGGAAGUGGAACAUUUUGUGCACCAACUCAUUUACACUGAAUUGGUGCCAAAAAAUGAGUGAGGCAGACUACUAUUCAGGGUUUUCAUCGUAACCAUCUGACUUGCUUGUCUGUUGAAGUGUAAAUUAUUUUUCAAUUAUGCUGUAUAAGAUUACAGAGCUGGUAAUAUUGUACAGCAUAGCUAUAAGAACUUGUUUGUAUGUAAAUAGCUGUAUUAAGCAAAUCUCUACUUUUUAGGACUUGAAUUACCUCUAAUAAUUAUACUGAUUCGUCUCUUGUUUAAGUUUCCUUAAAAUAGCAUUUUCAUUGUUUUCUUUUUUACUUGGUAAUUUUAAAGGGGGAAGAAGGUUGCUAGUUUUUGAACUGCAAACUUAUUUAAAAACAAGUUUAGGUUUUGUUUCAAGCCUGAAUAUUAAGUAGUUUUGUAGAGAAAUUCAAAUUAUUCAAAAACUGUAAUUUUGGGAAGCUAAAUAAAGUUUUUUUAAUAAACA
Messenger RNA from Bemisia tabaci, 3907 nucleotides. RefSeq names its product longitudinals lacking protein-like. Gene Ontology annotation, biological process: regulation of transcription by RNA polymerase II. Gene Ontology annotation, molecular function: protein binding. NCBI's taxonomy places the organism in Eukaryota, Metazoa, Arthropoda, Insecta, Hemiptera, Aleyrodidae. The record is from RefSeq and is a predicted model, not a curated record. Gene Ontology annotation, cellular component: nucleus.